Molecule: messenger RNA, 1797 nt
Organism: Trypanosoma conorhini
Lineage: Eukaryota; Euglenozoa; Kinetoplastea; Trypanosomatida; Trypanosomatidae
Exons: 1
Coding region: 1-1797 (598 amino acids)
Source: RefSeq, a predicted model, not a curated record
AUGACGGCCCUGGAUCGCUCUCCCUCCACAAAGAGCCUGACGGAGACGCCACCCGGCGUUGUCUCUGCCCCCUCGAGUUCGCCCGACAGCGACGGCGAGGACGCGCGUGUGCGAGCCCUGCCGAGUCGACGAGGGACGCCCCGAAGGAUCGCGGCCUCCCCCCACUCCAGCAAUGGAGCGGCGCGGGAGCGCUUCAGCUGCCCCUCUGUCGCGGUAGUGUCCCUUGAGCAGCACUACCUCACCACAGUGCAGCAGUUAGAGAGGAUUAAAAGUAUGUAUUGCCGCCUCGACUCGCACAACGACGAGCUGGAGAGCUCCUUCGUUGUGCUUCGCGACCGCUUGGACGCUCUUCGUUCGUUUCUGGCUCUUCGUCUCAGCACGACUGCGAAGGAGCUGCGAGCUGAGGUGCGUCUGUUGCGGGAAACGGCCUCGUUUCAGCUUGGGGAGUUUGCGGAAAACAUGCGACGGUACGGGAAGCGUAUCUUGGCUCGCGUUGGGCAGGCUGGCGAGGGGGCGGAGCUGCAGUCGCUGCCGCUUGCGACGUUUGGUCGCGUGCGCUCGCGUCAGACGCAGUCGCCGUCGUCGUCUGACACGUACGUGGCUGCGGCUGAGCAGCCCCUCAUCUGCCCCCCUGCGUCCCAUGUGCACGACGGCGUGUCUGCCGCCAAUGCGGUUCGCCUCAGGGGAAACCCGCGUGUGUCGCGGUCGCGGGAGGCGCUUGUGCGCAGCCCUCGUCCUUCCCUCACACACUCGCCCAGCAGCCGCGGCGAGGCGGCGGAGCUUUGGGAGGCACUCAGUGAGGCUGUGCAGAAGCGCGAGGACCUUGAAGAUAAAAUGCUCCGACAGCAAGAGAGCUACGAAAAACACAUUCGCAGCAUGCGGGAGUUGUACGCGCAGAAGGAGCGCACCUUGCAGCGGCGUGUAGAACUGCUCGAACGGGCUUUGAGGCGCGACGUAUCAGGCAGCGGUUUCCGCGACGACAGUCGCAGAAGGAACGAGGGCGGCGCGGAGGACGACCGCAGUGCGGACGACGGCGUGGGCGGGUCGCCGCAUUCCUCUGGGCCGCGCUGUAGGGAUUCGUUUGCCGGGCAAAGCGGCGCCGUGGGUCCGUGGACGAGGACCAGUAGCGCGCCGAAGCGCGGGUCGCGCCGAGCCCGUUCGUCGUCGUUGGGGACGCGAGGCCCCGUGGCGGACCCCGACGCACGCGCCGAGGAGCUGUGCGGCAAAGUUGGCGGCGGGGAGCCUGGCGGGUGGGGUGCCGCCUUAGACGACGCCCCGCAUCGCAGUCGCCGCAGCGACAAGGAGCAGCGCCGGCGUUCCUCGGCGUUGAGUGCCGAGGCGGCGGCGGCGGCAGGGGAGCCGUGGACGCUGGGGCGCGACGUGGAGCGCCGUGUGCGGUCGCAGUGGCUCUCACGCAGCCGCCGCGGCCCCUUCGACGGGGCGUACUACAGGCACUCCGCUCCAACCUCGCGGCGCGAGGAGGAAGCACUGGCGGGCGCCGCCUCCCGCCUGUUGGAUGCCGUGACGGAUGCGUACACAACAAGCGACAACCCGCAGCAGCGGCGAGAGGGGCGUUGGGGCGCGGCGGGUGGCGCGCUUGACGAGGAUGUGGUGAGUCGGCUGUACUACGUGCCGCGAUCCCCGCCCAGGCGUCCUGACACGUACACUCAUCUUUCCCCCGUGCCCAAGAGCGGCGUGGCGUCUCGCCCGGACCGGGUAUCCGACGUCUCCAGAGUGGCGCGUGGGCUGUGGGCGGAAAAGCUGCUUCGGGAAAGAGCCACCCGGCAGCCACGCUGA